GGCGGCGAGGGUGAAGAGAGGUUGAAUCGGGAAGAGAGGGCUCCACUGCUUUCGCGAACGAGUGGGAGAGUCUUGGGUUAGUGCUGGGAUAUCAGCGACACAUCUCGAACAUGCGUGCGGACAGACUGUGUAGCUCAGACGACAGAGGUGUGGAUACCGGUGAGGCUACUACGCUUCCGGUGCGAAUUGCUGGUCAUACCAGGGAGAGUCUUGCAAAAACAUGUGUGUGUGUGUGUGUGUGUGUGUGUGUGUGUGUGUGUGUGUGUGUGUGUGUGUGUGUGUGUGUGUGUGUGUGUGUGUGUGUGUGUGCAGAUAAACAGCAUCAGGGAGCACUUGUGCUUUCCAUGAGUAUGUGACAGGUGCCAUUCAAAUACUGAGUCUUCAGUGUGACUACUGGCUGCUCGCAUGCCUGCCACGGC
Molecule: messenger RNA, 419 nt
Organism: Alternaria alternata
Lineage: Eukaryota; Fungi; Ascomycota; Dothideomycetes; Pleosporales; Pleosporaceae
Exons: 1
Coding region: 111-356 (81 amino acids)
Source: RefSeq, a predicted model, not a curated record